AUGUUGUUCACCAAGCCCAGCGUGGUUGCUGCAUCGGUGCUCUCGGCCUCGAUGGUCCAGGCACAUAUGAUCAUGAACCACCCAGUCCCGUAUGGCAAGUCAACCCUCAACAACUCGCCCUUGGCUGCAGAUGGCAGCGACUUCCCCUGCAAGCAACGCGACGGGGUGUACGACUGGCCUGCCGCGGACGAGAUGAACUAUUUCGAAACCGGGGUGUCUCAGGUCCUGAACUUCACCGGCAUCGCCGUCCACGGCGGCGGUUCUUGCCAGGUGAGUCUGACCACGGACAUGCAACCCUCCAAGGACACAGUCUGGCAGGUCAUCAAGUCCUUCGAGGGAGGCUGUCCGGCCAACGUGGACGGCAAUCUGGACGGUGACGCCUCGACCCCGGACCCCUAUCAGUUCAACUUCACUAUCCCAGCCGAUUUCUCCGCCGGCAACUACACGCUGGCGUGGACCUGGUUCAACCGCGUCGGGGCCCGCGAGAUGUACAUGAACUGCGCCCCCAUCACCGUCCUGGGGAGCGCAGCCCAGAAGCGCUCCGUCGCCAAGCGCAGCAGCUACCCCGACCUCUUCGUGGCCAACAUCAACGGCUGCACCACGACCGAGGGCGUAGACAUCCGCUUCCCCAACCCCGGUGAUGUGAUCGAGUACGACGGAGAGGCCUCUCGUCUUGCGGCCACGGAUGCGGCCGCCUGCACGGGGGUGUCCACUGCGUGGGGAGGCAGCUCUGCGACGGCGGCUGCGUCCGUGACUUCCACAACCACCACUGCUGCUGAUAUCACUGCCACAGUCCCCAUUGUGGCCGUCGAGACCUCUGUUGCGGCCUCGUCUUUCGACAACUCCGCUGCCAUCACCACCGCUGCCGCCCCCGCUGCGACAACGAUUGUGGGCCGGCCCAACGGACACCAACAAAACGCCGUAACGACGACCGCAACCGCCACCGCCACCACCAGCUUUUCCACUGACACCGCUCUCUCCGGCAUUCUUAGCGGCGCCUGCAGCCCCGAGGGAUCCUGGUGGUGCAACGCCGGUGCUUCCUUCCAGCGCUGCGCCAACGGAGUCUGGACUCCUUCCCAGGAUAUGGCGCCCGGUACGGUCUGCGCGGCGGGCCAGUCGUCCGAUCUCACGAUUUCUCUGGCCAAGAGCCGUCGUGAUGAGCAGCGCAUGCGUCGUCGUCAGGUUGCUUAGGUGUUCGAGGCUUUAUGGGUUUGGACGAUGUACACCAGGUAGGGGACAUGGCCUUCCAUGUUCGUCUUCUUUUCCUGGGGGGGGUGUAUACUAGGAACCAGGAUGUAGGGUAUGGCUUUAGCAAUGUCCAUCAAGAUGCUAGAUGAAAUACUAUGCUUCCGUCUCAUAUUUGAGACUAACCUAUGCAUAAAGGUGAACUGUGUUGCACACACCGUUGCUUACCUUAUCGUGGCUAUUUAUAUGAGGGCAGCACGUGAGUGAUUUGUUACUUAACUGUAAUGCCACAUAUGACUAGACCUUGUUCUCUAAG
Messenger RNA from Aspergillus brunneoviolaceus CBS 621.78, 1501 nucleotides. RefSeq lists its product as uncharacterized. The record is from RefSeq and is a predicted model, not a curated record. NCBI's taxonomy places the organism in Eukaryota, Fungi, Ascomycota, Eurotiomycetes, Eurotiales, Aspergillaceae. Bases 1 to 1191 code for a protein of 396 amino acids. The transcript has a single exon.